Molecule: messenger RNA, 234 nt
Organism: Haemonchus placei
Lineage: Eukaryota; Metazoa; Nematoda; Chromadorea; Rhabditida; Trichostrongylidae
Source: the annotation of a GenBank genome assembly
AUGUUGAAUCGUGAUGUGCAGUUCAUGGCUGCUUGCGUAGCUGGAUUAGAGAAUCGUCCAUUCCAUUACUGCGUUAAUGCUACAUGGAUAAAUGGAGUGAAAGGAGGUCACAGCAUUACGGAAGACAGUUUUCGAAAGUUCUACGAGGAUUGUCACAUGUUUCCCCUACCUACUAAGAUUGAUAAGUCGGAAAUAAGUGAGGAUGAUGAGUCCAAACUAGAUUGGGACAACUGA